CCUGCUGGUGUCCCCCCGGUGGGUGUUUGUUUACCCCAGUAACACCCGCGACGCUGAGUGGGAGGGAGGCACCUUUUGGCCCGCCACUUGCACUGCCGCUGCUACCCCGCCCACCACACUCACAGGGGCGUGUUCUGACCCACUAGGGUAGCCACAGAUCAACAACAAUGACGGAGGAAAUAUUAUCUCUGAAAUGGAACAACCAUCGUACAACGUUUUUUCAUGUCCUCUCCAAUGUUAGACUAAAGGAGGCCUACUCUGAUGCCACGGUGGCAUGUGAGGGCAAAUUCUUCCCAGUGCAUAAACUGGUGAUGUCCUCUUGCAGUGACUACUUUGAGCAGAUCUUCCAAGUGGUACAAUGUCGACAUCCUGUCAUUGUGCUCAAAGAUAUAACUCAUCAACACAUGGACCUGCUGCUCAGCUACAUGUACCUUGGAGAAGUCAAGGUAGCUCGAGGCGAUCUCCAAGGAUUGCUCAGAGCUGCAGAAUGCCUCAGAAUUAAGGGUCUGGCCGUUCCUGAUGAGGCACCGGUGAAAGAGGAGAUGUCCCCUUCAGUCACAGAGUCUGAAGGAGAUCCAAGCCCUCCAAGAAAACGUCUCAGGGCAGAGGAGGUGGUCAGUCCUCCAGAGAUAACUCACAUACCUGCCCCCCCUCAGCCAACUCAGACGACUACCGCAGACUUCUCUUCACAGUACCAGGAUCAAGAAAACAGGGAAUUCUUUGACCUCCAGGUUCAACCCUUUGGAGACCCAGGCAAUGGAGUAAAAGAUGAAGUGAAAUACAAUGAGAUGCAGGAAAAUGGAAAUGUCAACAAGACAGCAGGAGUCCCCAUGAACCAGAAUAUGGUGCCUGCACAGGGAGUUGGCACCCACCAGCCUCACGCGGGACAGGAGCCAUUGUUUGCCUGGAGUCAUCCUGAAGGGAAUCACCAGAACAACAUGAACUACCCCAUGAAUGUGCUGCCCAAUACACUGCCUGAACUCAACCUGAACAAUGAACCCGGCAACAAUCGAAUAACUUCACUAAAAUGUGUAUACUGUGAGAAGCUAUUCAUUUAUCCAGCAAAACUAGCCAGCCAUUUAAGAACCCACACGGGGGAGAAACCAUUUGCAUGUCCCUACUGUCCAUACCGAGCCACGCAGCAGGGCAAUCUCAAUCGUCACGUCAAGAUCAAGCACUAUGUGGAGCAAGGCAAUUGAUUCCCAAGUAGUCACUGCUCACUGUCCAUAGCUCAUACUCUGAGUUACUCUUGUAAAGUUCAUUGUGUCUGUACUUUCAUAUAAACUCUGUUAAUUCAGUUAUAUCCACAACCCAAAGUUGACAAGAAAAUAAGUUAGAACUGUGUUAUAAUGGACUAAUUGGAGGAUCUGUUGAUAGAAAUUUUUCAUGUUAGCAAAUUGGAACUAAUAUUGUCACUGAGUUAUAUACUUAUGAAGUACAGCUAUUAUCUAAAUACAUUUAAAAUAAUUGGUAAAGGCUUGGUGUGAUUUUUUUCUUAUUUUUAUUAAAAAUCAAGCCAGUUUGAGAA
Portunus trituberculatus (swimming crab) is the source of this 1528-nucleotide messenger RNA. Its product is annotated as transcription factor GAGA-like. Gene Ontology annotation, biological process: regulation of transcription by RNA polymerase II. The transcript is spliced from 7 exons. Gene Ontology annotation, molecular function: protein binding. The record is from RefSeq and is a predicted model, not a curated record. NCBI's taxonomy places the organism in Eukaryota, Metazoa, Arthropoda, Malacostraca, Decapoda, Portunidae. Gene Ontology annotation, cellular component: nucleus. The coding region runs from base 168 to 1199 and encodes 343 amino acids.